CCACCGUAAAUUUUGUGGCCGACACAAGAUCGGUGUCCAAGGUACCACCUGCUACUUUCAGUCUCCCUUGAAAACCAUCUACCCCUUCGGCUACAUCUACCCACCACGAUGCCCACCUCUCAUGCCUGGCAACUGCUCUGUAGCGAGCUCACUGAAGGCGACGCGGACUUGUUGCUGCUGGGAAUGAAAGCCUACAAGGCCAUCAAAAGCCAACUCAUGCCCUGCACCGUGUGUACGUCAGCAUCGCCGCAUUCAAUGCGGUACAAAACCCUAAGCUGUGUGUGCAAGCAGUGCAAGGCGGUGUCCCCGUUUAUUAAGUGCCCGUGGCGUGCCAAGGUGCUGGUCUGCCAGGAAGCCAAGACGGUAACCAUAAGCGAGCUUGAGAAGCACUUCACUGCAGCUAACCCGCGCCGCAAACCCUCCAUUACACGAGCACAACGGACGUUCAUCCACGACAUGACUCGCGAAAACCUAACACCGCUCCGUAUUCUACACGCAAUGUCGCGCAAGUUCUCGCUGAGCCUACAAGACCUGCCCGAAUUACGCAAAGUGCAAAAUUGUGUUAGCCAUUUUCGGCGGACCAGGCUCGGCGGCAAUGAUCGCUUCAGUAACGUGGCAGAACACUUUGCAGCUGCAUCCUUCACUGGCAGCGAAGCAGAAAAUGAAGCUUUUACGUUUACCCGAGAGACCGACAUCAGCGGCAAGUGCGUUGUGGGCGACGGCUCGGACGACAGGCCAUUCGUUGUUGGCGUUACGACAAAGUCACUCUUACGCUCGGCAAACCGCGACCCAGCCUCAGUUAUCCUGCAUGUGGACGCGACAUUCCAGUUGGACCAAGUAAGCUACCCGGUUAUUGUCUGCGGACUUUCCGAUGGAUCGCGUCGGUUUCACUUGCUGGCUCUACUUCUUACGUCUCAGUUGGAAGAAGCUCACUUCUUUAGUGCAUUUGCUGCACUGCGUGCGGUGUUUGCUCAGGUGACUGGCGAACGACUGAGUGUGCGAUACGUCAUGGGCGACGCCGACUCGGCUCAAUUCAAUGCAGUGCGGAGCGUCUUUGGAAUUGUCUGCACGUACACAUAUCUCAUGUGUUUUUACCACGUCGUUGCCAAAGUACGGGCUGCGGUUAAAGAGCGUAUGCGUGGCCUACAUAGCGACCUUGUGGCUAUGGUCUUUAGAGACAUCUACGAUCUGCACUUCUCUUUCACUGAAGACGAGUACUUCACGCGAAUGAAGGAGGUGUUGUUCCAGUGGAACAAGCGGCCAGAGUUGGAUACUUUUCGGAUGUACAUGGAAAAGCAAUGGUUGUCACGAAACUUUAGCAACUGGCAGUGCUAUCUCACUCCAUCGGGGUUUGCCACUACUAACAACCCCUGUGAGACGUUUAAUCGAGCGUUCAAAAGAGAUUACACGCAAAAAAGGAAGCUCAAGCUGGUUCUUCUACUGCAGCAGAUGCGUGACUGCUGCAGCCAUAGGUCAAUGGCGGCGCUGGAGUUUCUUCAGCAUCGAAAACGGGACAAGCGCCUCCAAGCACGGGCGACCUCUCUUCGUACGAGCGGUUUCCUCCGUGAAUAUGUGCACGACCGGUGCAGCAUAAACUUCUUGAUUGAUGACACGGGUGAUGAAGUCGUAAGGGUUCUAGCAGCGCAGCCACCGCGGUUCUACGUUCCUUCGCGCGGCAGGUCGGAGGAGGCUCUAGACGUGGCCGCUCAAUUCUCCGUCAGCUAUGCUAGAAUGGACGUGGAUUCACAGCCGAGCACUGGUUGGCCAGUUAAUCUUACGGCCGAGUAUUGUCCGUGUCGAUACCACGCAAAAAUGAACUGCUGCGUUCACUGGAUUUUUGCACUGCAUGUACGCAGCCAUGUUGACGGAACGGGCGAGAAGUUGAUGGUUAACCGGAGCCGCAAGCGCCGCAACGAUGCAGAAAUUAACAGGCGAGAGCCUGGUCGCCCGAUGAAUGCCGGGCAUGCACUACAGAAAGAUUAAUACACAACCGACAGUAAUUAGUAGGCGGUAAUGAGUCAUGGAUGUCGCUCUCGAUAAUAUCACAGUACCUUGCAUGUUGGGCCACUGACAGA
Phytophthora nicotianae INRA-310 is the source of this 2075-nucleotide messenger RNA. RefSeq lists its product as hypothetical. The transcript has a single exon. NCBI's taxonomy places the organism in Eukaryota, Oomycota, Peronosporomycetes, Peronosporales, Peronosporaceae. The record is from RefSeq and is a predicted model, not a curated record. Bases 109 to 1983 code for a protein of 624 amino acids.